AUGGCGACGCGGACGCGGACGCGGACGCGCGUGAACGCCGCGACGACGACGACGGUGAAACGAGCGAAUGAACUCGACGACGACCGAAAGUCUGCGAGCGACGACGACUCGGACGACGCGUUCGAGCGAGAGGUCAUGGCGGAGAUGACGGAGGUGGCGACGGAGGAAGACGAUGACGAUGAGCGCGCGGCGAAGCGCAGGCGAGAGUCGGCGGGCGCGGCGGCGGUGGAGACGGAGCGCGCGGUUGGGGCGUUCGGGCAGCUUCCGGAGGACGUGACGUCGCUCGUCUUGCGUUUGCUCGCCCCGAACGAGCUGUGCGCGCUGGGACAGACGUGCAAGCACUUUAAAGCGCAAUGCGAUCGGGAUUUUUUGUGGCGGCAGUGCUUCAUCGAGCGGUUCGGUAACGUGAAGCAGGCGCGACAGGCGGGCGUGAAGAAGCUUUAUUUCCUCUACGACGCGUUGGAAAUCGAUCGGGAGAGACGAAAGGCACCAGCUGGGUUCGAAAAAAUCUUCGUCGAGGCGUUCGCUGCGAAACGGUCGCAGGUGUGCGCCAACAUAGCGCCGCUGUGCGAACAGGUGGCGACGGAUCAAGUUGCGCGUGAGUGGAAGAGUCAUAGGAAAUUUUCACACGACGCCACGCACGUAUGCAGUCGGCGCAACGGUUGCUCCUAUCAAGAGUUACAGGGUAAGGUGUUCGUGUGCGAGCGCACGGGUAAGGUUCACGUGUGCGACGACACGUGCCGGGAGCGGCAGCUGGACGAGGACUCGGGCACUGAAAUUUGUCAAAUUUCAGGCGCGUCCUUUGACACCGUCUUGCCGGACGAAGACGACGAGGACGAACAAACCGUCGCCGAACAGGAGCAGCAAUACUUUGAGAAGGGAUACUUCGGUCGAGCCUUCGAAGUGGGUUACGGAUGCGACAACGAGUUAGAGCUCCAAACGGCUCUGUGGGGAGGACCAACGCGAGGCGGUAAUUGA
Molecule: messenger RNA, 978 nt
Organism: Ostreococcus tauri
Lineage: Eukaryota; Viridiplantae; Chlorophyta; Mamiellophyceae; Mamiellales; Bathycoccaceae
Product: F-box domain
Exons: 1
Coding region: 1-978 (325 amino acids)
Molecular function (GO): protein binding
Source: RefSeq, a predicted model, not a curated record